AUGGUGAUGUGGGUGUUCGGCUACGGCUCCCUGGUGUGGAACCCCGGGUUCGCCUACGACGCCCGCCUCGUCGGCUUCGUCAGGGACUACCGCCGCGUCUUCUACCAGGGGAGCACGGACCACAGGGGCACGCCGGAGUUCCCCGGCAGGACCGUCACGCUGGAACACCAGCCCGGGUCCACAUGCGUACGCCGCCCAACUCUCUGCUCUCAGAUUAGGAUAAACCCCUCCUGUGAUGUUCAGAUAUCAGUUCUUUUUCAGUUCCUCGCUGUCAGUGAAUUACUUUUGAUUGUAUAG
Messenger RNA from Triticum turgidum subsp. durum (durum wheat), 297 nucleotides. NCBI's taxonomy places the organism in Eukaryota, Viridiplantae, Streptophyta, Magnoliopsida, Poales, Poaceae. The record is from the annotation of a GenBank genome assembly.